Physella acuta is the source of this 5872-nucleotide messenger RNA. RefSeq names its product complement C3. Gene Ontology annotation, cellular component: extracellular region. NCBI's taxonomy places the organism in Eukaryota, Metazoa, Mollusca, Gastropoda, Physidae. The record is from RefSeq and is a predicted model, not a curated record. Gene Ontology annotation, molecular function: endopeptidase inhibitor activity; protein binding.
UAUUUUAUCGUGUGAUAAAAAAUAUUCGAAACGAAAACGGCGUAGUGAGUUGUAUUUUAAUAUUGUGGAGUUGUGUGUUUAUGGAGUAGGAUUUACAAAGGCUGUGGUUGUAGUUUUACAUUCGCAAGUGCAGGAUUGAGGAAAGAAUAGAAAUCAUUCAUUAACGUGAGCUGUUUACUGAGGAUUUAUGGGAGAAGAAGCAAUCAUCUGUGAUAUGUGAAAAAUCGAGUGUGAUUAUUAAUUAUACAGUGCUAAGAUCUACACGUAUAAUUCCAUUAUGAACGUACCUAUUACUACUGAUAAAACUACCAAACAGUUAUCAAACUCGUAGGAAAACUAAACUCCAACCAUCUACCAGCUGAUGGUACUGGUGAUAUUAUUCGCUUUGGGAAUCUGUUCAUCAUGAUGUUGUUGUGUGUGGUGGCCGCCGUGUUGAUGUACCUAUCGGCAGGUGUCGUGUGCAGCCCAUUCCACUUUGUCGUUCUGCCCAAUGUGCUGCGUCUGGAGACGGAGGAAGUGGUCAGCCUCACCUGUCUGGAAGCAGAGCAUGACGUCACGUACAAGAUCUACCUGCAGGACCAUCCCGACAGGAGGAAAGUUUUCUUCCAAACAGUGGCAACAGUCCCGCAAGGUGAAGUUCGAACAGUGAAAGUUGUGGUCAACGUUGCUGACCUUCCCCAACCUUUGACCUCACCACUGUUCGUUCAGCUGGUCGUGGAGACGGUGGAUCACGAGCCACCUUUCAAGAAAGAAGCGACCCUAUUGGUUAACGAGAGUCCUGGAUAUAUUUUCAUCCAAACAGACAAGCCUCUCUAUACGCCCGACCAGUCAGUUUACACGCGAGUCAUGACGUUAAACGAAAACUUCAGACCUGUACAAUGGCCGUUUCAAGUGGACAUUCAGAACCCAGACGGGAUGACCAUCAGCCGAAAGCUGGUGGACAACACGAAGGACCUCAUCACCAAGGACGUCAUGAAGAUCCCAGACAACCCCGUCUAUGGCAACUGGACCGUGACGGCAAAGUUCGUCAACGGGCUAAAAACGUCAAGUUCUGUGAGGUUUGAAGUUAAAGAAUACGUCCUGCCGACUUUUUCAGUCAGUUUUCACAUUCCAGACGAGGCGAAAGUUAUUUUAGCAAACGAUACGAACAUUCGCCUGGUAGUAGGCGCCAAGUACACAUACGGUAAGCCUGUGAUCGGUCACGUGACAGUUAUUUUUGGACUUCUCUGGCAUGGUCACGUGUUCCACGUGGGAAAACAACGGAACUUACAGUUAAACGCCACCGGGUUCACGGAAUGUGGGAUAACCAUGGACGAGCUGAGACUUCCGGUGCAGGCCGUCUGGUUCCCCAAUGGCGGGAAACUCCAUCUGCAGGCCGCGGUUACAGAGCUCGCUUCCGGUCGAAUCGAGAAAGCCGAUGACGUCAGCAUCGUCUUCUCCGACCACCUGUACGUCAUCAAGUUCACGCGCUCCUCCAGGCAGUUUAAACCUGGGCUGCCUUACGUCCUAGAGAUUGACGUGUACAAAGCCAACGGGGACCUGGGUUCGAACCUCCCUAUUGCCGUCACGUGUAAAGCGACAACCUCUAAAGACAACACUGAAGAAACCAUCUUACCCCUCCACCCCGGGGGCGGGGCCCCACUGCUCACGGACGCCAGGGGUCGGCUUACCGUGACCUACUUCAUACCUGCGCACGUGCAGUUGGUUCAGUUCAAGGUCUGGCCGCGAGACGUGAGCAUUGACCAACUGACCAGCUCAACAUUUGCCUUUGGCGUUAGUCCCUUUUACUCACCAUCAGCCGUGUACAUGCACCUGCAGGCAACACUAACAGAUGUGAAACGUCAAGGACAGAUGCCUAGGGCCGGAGAUUACAUAACUGUGUUGACCACAUACACGUCAGCACCGGAUAUUGCUACAGUCAAUCUGUUGAUUGUGUCACGUGGUAAGAUCGUCUGGCAGGCAAGCACGAGAAACAUCAUGGGCAACAGCACGACAUUCCACCUGCAACUGACCAACGAGAUGGCGCCCGGUGCCAGGAUACUGGCAUUCGCCAUCAAGGGCGAGGAGGCGGGGGCGGAGGUGGUGUCCGACUCGGUGUGGAUGGACAUCAUGGGGCAGUGUGACGGUGAGUUGUCCAUAAAACGUGAGGAUGAUAGCAAGAAAACCCUACGACCUGGUGACAUAGGAACGGUAACUCUAACAGGAGUCCCCAACAUGGUUGUCGGCCUUUUAGCAGUAGACAGCGCCGUGUACCACCUCAAAAACAGCUCACUAACUAGACGAUCGGUGUUUCAGCAGCUGAGUGCGCAUGACAGAGGGUGUGGUUACAGUGGCGGGAGAGACACGGCCAAAGUUUUUGAGUACUCUGGUCUGACGGUGCUGACCAACGCAGGAGUCACCAUGACGCCGAAGACUGUAGAAGGCUGUGCGGACAAGAUGGUCAGGAAGAGAAGGUCACCUGAAGCGAAAAAGCGCGCGCUAGACUUGUGUUGCCUGGAGGGCGCCUCGUUAUACAACGCCUCGCUCUCACUGUGUUACUAUGCGUCACAGCAACUGAAAAAGAGGAUGACCUUUGACCUGUGCGCGCAAGAGUUUUUCAGGUGCUGCAAAGACAUUGCUAAAGGGAGGAUAUCACUAGAUAGCUUGGGAAGAAUGAUGGGGAUACCGAAGCGGGCGGGGGACGAACUGGAGGUGGCACUGGAUGAGGACGUGAUGCAGAUCAAGAACAUCCCCAUAAGGACAAACUUCCCAGAGUCGUGGUGGUUUGAGGAGUACAACCUGGGACCGGAAGGCCGAGCAGACGUAGACUUCGUGCUGCCAGACUCCAUCACGACCUGGUCUGUGGAGGCGCUGGGCAUGUCCAUGGAGACGGGGCUCUGUCUGGCCCCGCCCCUUGAACUCGUGACCUUCAGCUCCUUCUUCGUUCACCUUGACCUUCCUUACAGCGUGAUCCGCCUUGAGCAGCUGGAGGUCAGGGCCACAGUGUACAACUACAUGAACAGGAAACUGAGGGUGAACCUACUCAUGCAUAGCGUGGAUGGAAUCUGCUACUCCAGCCCUCCAGGGGAGCACACAGACUUCAUUAGGCUGGAGAUCGAACCCAACGAGGCGGCCUCUGCCUACUUUCCCAUUGUGCCGCUGGAGAUUGGGGAAUUCCCGAUCACGGUCAAAGCCUUUUCGUCAUGGGGGAGGGACGCGGUGGAGAGGAUAUUGAGAGUCGAGGGCGAAGGUAUCGAGAAGAUCCACACCAUCUCUGUUAUGUUGGACCCCAGUGGCAAAAGAUUCCUCCGCCAUCGCCCAUCCAACCAAACAUUCAACGUCAAAAACGAGGUCCGAGUGGCCGAGAAGCGCCAGAGCGUAGAGCUUGACCUUGACCUACCACAGGAAGUGAUCCCCGACACGGACAGCUGCACACUGCACGCGAUGGGCGAUCUUCUGGGCCCCACCCUACAAGUGAUGAUAGACGGGGUGACGGAACUCCUGCGGAUGCCGACCGGAUGCGGUGAGCAGAACCUGAUCUACCUGGCACCGAACGUGUUCGUGACCCGGUACCUGAGGUCAACCAGGAGACUCUCGGCUCUCAUUGAGAAGAAGGCCAUCGCCCUCAUACGUCAAGGCGUGUCCAAACAGGCAUACUUCAGGAAGUCCGACGCGUCAUAUGGUACCUGGCCACAUGCCGAUUCCAGUACUUGGCUGACGGCCUUUGCCAUGAAGACCCUGUGCCAGGCUGAGCACUACGUCACGGUUGACCACACGCAGACGUGCGAGUCGUUCAACUGGAUCGCCAGACAGCAGCACGACAACGGCACCUUCCGUGAGGAGGUCUGGGUCACCCACCGCGAGAUGCUGGGUGGAAUCAACGGUGACGUGUCCCAUGCUGCUUUUAUCCUGAUAGCUCUACUGGAGUGUGACUGCCCUAAGGAGAACCACAGUGACGUCAUCACACGGACCCAGAAGUACAUUGAGUCAGCCUCUACCCAGACCGACCGACCCCUGGCCAUCGCCAUCAGUGCAUAUGCCCUGACCCUGGCGGGGUCGCCCGUGGGGGAUCAGCUGAUGAAGCGACUCCUGUCCGUAGCCAAGUCUUCGCCCGAGGGUUUCACGUACUGGUCCCCUGGCACUGAGGCCGACUUCGCCAACCAUGACGUCCCCUACUGGUACGCUAAAAAACCCGGCGCCCUGGCCGUGGAGGUGACGUCAUACGCCCUGCUGACGUUCUUGGCGCGUGGUGACAUCACGACCAGCACGAGCGUGGUGGGCUGGUUGCUCAUGCAGAGGAACUCACAGGGGGCGUUCGUGUCUACUCAGGAUACAGUGGUAGCACUGCAAGCCUUGUCGGAAUACAGCAUGAAAUCAUACUCCGCCAUCUUGGACAUGACGUGUCACAUCCGAUCAGAGGUCGACGAUCGCUUCAGGAAAUCGAUUUCUUUGACGCCCAGCGACGCGAUGGUGGUCAAAUCAGUUCCCAAGGUCCCCACGGGCGGGAAACUUCACUUUGAAGCUGAGGGGACGGGGGUCGGCAUGAUGCAGGUCGAGGUCAGGUUCAACGUCCCAGAGGACCAGAGCAACUGUAGGUUCGAGGUCAAGGUCACCACGCACCACCACAACACGCUGUUGCAGAGUUUCUUCGGGGAGAGCAGGAGACCUAGAUGUGAGCCCUGCUCCAUGGACUGUGAAGACGAAUCCAACGAUGACGAGGACGAGGAAGAGGACUUCGAGAACUUUACCUUCCCACCCAUCAUGCCCCGUAUCGCCACCCUCUGGGGCAGGAAGGCGAGAGGCGAAGACCUUGACCUAGAUAAGGAACUGCAGGAGAAUCACGCCAGGGAAAAGAUUCCAGAAAUAGAAUUUGGUUCUAGAAUUGGAAGACCGAGGAGAUCCACGAGACCUUACAGUGCUACCGUCAUUUGUGUGGAGACCUGUUUUAGGUAUCUGGGUACACAGACAACAGGUAUGGCGGUUGUUGAUGUGGGUCUGUUUACAGGGUAUGUGCCUGUCAUUGAUGACCUGGAAACACUAAAGAAAAAAGGCAAGAUCGACAACUACGAGAAAUCUCAACGGUCUGUUGUCCUCUAUCUAAAUGAGAUUUCCAACAAAGACACGACGUGUGUGAAGUUCAGAGCCAGGCAGGAACAUGUGGCAGACAACAUUCAACCUGCUAAGGUGCAGGUCUUUGAUUAUUAUAAUCCAGACGAACGCUGCACUGUGUUCUACAAGGCCAACAACGUCAGCGGGCAACUGGCCAACUUUUGUGACAACCGGAAACAGAUUUGUCAGUGCUUGGAGAGUCGAUGUGCUUUGUGUGAGGAGAGUUGGCAUGGACUGGGCUGGAUGGAUGUCAUGAAGUUCGCCUGCACUAACGCUACAUAUGUUCUGGAGGUGAAGGCACUAGACAGGGACCUGGAGAAGGCUGGCUUUGAGCGACUCCUGGGACAGAUCAACGCCAUCCACUCACAGAGAGGUCGUCAUGAGAUGAAGGUCGGCGACAAGGUCAUCCUUCUGAAGCGGUCGUCCUGCUUCUGUCCUCGAGUUACCCCAGGAGAGAACUACCUGAUGCUUCUGUCAGAUUCCAAGAGAUUCAAAGACGCCGACGGUCAUCAAAUCUACGCCUUCCUCCUGGACAAGAAAGUAUUCGUCAUCCAGCACCUAAAGCCUCGCGGUCUGAGCGGGAGUCAGAAGGAAAUCGCCAAGGUCGUCAAGAGGGUUCUCAAGCGGCUGGAGCGCCGGGGCUGCGGGCCCCACAAGUCUGUCAGGAGCGGGGUGAGGAGGAGGAGGGUCAGGCGGGUCAAACAUGUCAAGAUGACCUGAAGAGUUUUAUUUUUGUUGUUCGAGAGAGAUAUGAUACAUUUUUAAAAUACAAUUUAUGAUGUUA